Pneumocystis murina B123 is the source of this 1059-nucleotide messenger RNA. RefSeq lists its product as hypothetical. NCBI's taxonomy places the organism in Eukaryota, Fungi, Ascomycota, Pneumocystomycetes, Pneumocystales, Pneumocystaceae. The transcript has 6 exons. Gene Ontology annotation, cellular component: nucleus; Smc5-Smc6 complex. Gene Ontology annotation, biological process: DNA repair. The record is from RefSeq and is a predicted model, not a curated record. The coding region runs from base 20 to 979 and encodes 319 amino acids.
AAGAUUCUAAUAAGAAAUUAUGGUUAUCGAACACUCUGAAAUAAACAAGAUUAAUAAAUCAUUAAAAAAUGAUAUUUCAUCUGCUAAAAAACAAGUUUCAUUAACAUUGGAUAAUGAAAACUAUUAUUCAGAUGAAGAUGUGGAUUCUAGAUUGGCUUUGCGUCAAGAAUACAGAAAAUUAAUCAAGAUAACAGAUGAAAAGAAGCAAGAUUAUAUUAAAACAGGUGGUAAUGGGUUAAUAAAUACAAUUAAAAUGGCAGAUAAACUUUUUGAAAAAGUUAAACGACCUCAAGAAGCAGCUUUAGAUUCUCAACUUCUUGUUCAGACAGCUAGUAUUGUAAAUAUGAAAGCAAAACGGUUAAAGCUAGGAAAUUUAUUAUUUGAUAUGGAUAUAUAUAUUGGAAAAUUAUUUUCGUUUAUAAAAGAUAGUAAAGAUUGUCAUAUGAAUGAAGACUCGGGACUAGAUUGGAUGAAAAUUGGAAGAUUGGCAAUGUUAUGUAAUAAAAGACCACCUACUAUAAAUUUUAUGUUAGGGCCUUUAUCAGUUGAAAGAAAAGAGCGGAAAGUUACACGUCAAGAAAGAUUUCAUAAAAAUAAAGAAGAUCUUGUGCAGCCAGAGGAGAUAAAAGACGAAGAUACAUUGCCUCAAGAUAAUACAACUCCUAAAAAUGUUAUGAAUAUUAACAAUUUUUUAAAGCGUUAUUCUCCUAUAGGAUUAUUUGAGUUUGUUAUAAAUCCGGAAAGUUUUUGUCAAACAGUAGAAAAUAUGUUUUACUUAAGUUUUUUAAUAAGAGAAGGUAAAGCUAGCUUGAUGAAAGGAAAAAACGAUAUAUUGGUUCUUGAAAGUAAAAACAUAUCCUCAAGUGAAGAACAAGCUCAAGGAAAUAAGAAACAAGUAGUUAUUUAUAUUGAUAUGAAGAUUUGGAGGGAUGCUAUUGAAGCAUUGGAUAUAACAAAAUCUAUUAUUUCGACUAGAUAAUUUUAUUUAUAAUUCUAUAUUACAAAUACAAUAUUAUCAAUAUAAAAUAAAUAUUUUAAGGAAAAAGACAAUAAAUAACU